GACCCUCUUCACCGCCCCGCCAUUUAAAGCAGAACUUCUCUCUCCCCACCCGCUCUCUCUCUCUCCUCUUCGUCGACGCAGCGAAGGAAGCUGAGGAAACGGGGAGCGAAGCGAAAACCCUAGCAAUCGUUCUCCUCUCUCUAAUGGCGCACGAGGACCUCCCAAUCCCGAUCUUCUCCUCCCUCGAUCCGAUCUAUGGCGAAGGAUCUCACCUCGACGAGGCUAAGCUCCGAUUCGAUAGACUUAAAUCCAAGUUCGCCGAGGUGUUUGGGCACCAUCCAGAGGUCUACGCUCGAUCCCCAGGUAGGGUUAAUUUGAUCGGUGAGCAUAUAGAUUACGAGGGCUAUUCGGUCCUUCCGAUGGCCAUAAGGCAGGAUACGAUCGUGGCAAUCAGGAAGCGUGGAGCAGAGGAAUCCCCGAAGGUGCUUCAGAUCGCAAAUGUGAAUGAUAAGUACUCCAUGUGCACAUACGCUUCUGAUCCCAAUCAGGAGGUUGAUUUGAAGAACCACAAAUGGGGCCAUUAUUUUAUUUGUGGAUACAAAGGAUUCUAUGAAUAUGAUAAGUCGAAAGGAAUAGAUGUUGGUCCGCCAGUUGGCCUUGAUGUAAUUGUCGAUGGAAUUGUCCCUACAGGGUCAGGACUUUCAAGUUCGGCAGCAUUUGUUUGUUCAGCAACCAUAGCUAUCAUGGCUGUCUUCAACAUGAAUUUUCCAAAGAAAGAGAUUGCUCAGCUUACAUGUGACUGUGAACGCCACAUUGGAACACAAUCAGGAGGCAUGGACCAGGCGAUCUCCAUCAUGGCAAAAUCUGGAUAUGCUGAGCUAAUAGAUUUCAAUCCAAUCCGGGCAAGCGACGUGCAACUUCCAGCAGGUGGGACAUUUGUUAUUGCCCAUUCACUUGCAGAAUCUCAGAAAGCAGUUACUGCUGCAACGAAUUAUAAUAACCGUGUUGUGGAAUGUCGCUUGGCUGCUAUCGUCCUUGCUAUAAAACUAGGAAUGAAGCCAAAUGAAGCAAUCUUGAAAGUGAAAACCCUCUCUGAUGUUGAGCAGUUGUGCAUAUCAUUCGCUGAGAGUCGUGGAUCCGCCGAUCCUCAAGUUGCUGUGAAGGAGUUCCUAAAUGAGAAGCCCUAUACUGCAGAAGAUAUUGAAAAGAUAAUAUUGGAGCCCCUUACAUCGAUCCUAAAAAAUUCAGCUACUUCACUAGAUGUGCUAAAAGCUGCUAAGCAUUUUAAGCUAUUUCAGCGGGCCUCCCACGUCUACUCUGAAGCUAAGCGUGUCUAUGCGUUCAGGGAUACUGUUUUAGCAAAACUCAGUGAUGAUGACAAGCUCAGCAAACUUGGUGAUCUCAUGAAUGAGAGCCACCAUAGCUGCAGUGUUCUUUAUGAGUGCAGCUGCCCAGAGUUGGAAGAGCUUGUGAAAACCUGUCGAGAUAAUGGCGGGCUGGGGGCGAGGCUUACAGGUGCUGGUUGGGGCGGUUGUGCAGUCGCGUUGGUUAAAGAUAGUAUCGUUUCCCAGUUUAUAAUCAAGUUAAAGGAACUGUUCUACCAGUCAAGGAUUGACAGAGGUAUCAUUAACAAGAACGAAACCGAUCUGUAUGUCUUCGCAUCUAAGCCGUCAAGUGGAGCAGCAAUAUUUAAAUUUUAGAUCUUUUAUUUUGUUCUUCCAUUCUCUGCAUUUUCUUGUGUUUGCAUUUAUAUAUAGAGAGAGUAUGACUACUGUGCUAUUAAGAGCACAAUAAUUUGUGUGCUUUUAAGUUUCUAACUAUUUAUCAAUUUUAAUAGAUGAUUACGGUGAGAGAAAGAUUGUCACCCAUCAAAAUUUACGAAUAAUUUGAAAUUUAAAGUAUAAGUACUGAUGUACUUCUAAUAGCACAGUAGUCAUGCUCUCUCUCUCUAUAUAUAUAUAUAAUAAUAAUUGGGAUGAUGCGUCUCUUCUUAUCAUGAAUAAUGUAUAGCAAAUGCAGCUAAUAUGGCAUUUACAUGCUAGGGGUGAGAUGAGAAGCACAUAAUAAUACAUUGAUACUUAGCAUUAGAGAAGCAAUUAUCCCAUGAUGAUGUGAAGCAAUACACCAGUAUGUAACGAACAUAUAUUUUCCAUUCAAAACUCUGGCUAUUUGUGUA
Molecule: messenger RNA, 2116 nt
Organism: Ananas comosus (pineapple)
Lineage: Eukaryota; Viridiplantae; Streptophyta; Magnoliopsida; Poales; Bromeliaceae
Product: galactokinase-like
Exons: 13
Coding region: 144-1640 (498 amino acids)
Biological process (GO): carbohydrate phosphorylation; galactose metabolic process
Cellular component (GO): cytosol; cytoplasm
Molecular function (GO): ATP binding; galactokinase activity
Source: RefSeq, a predicted model, not a curated record